AUCUGAACAUUUUGCAGGGUGGCAGCCUUGUAGAUUGUGGAAUUAAAAAAAAUACCAACACAGUACUAACAACGCAAUUCUUGUCGAUAAAAACAUUUUAUAUAUUCACUUCAAUAAAUUAAAAAAAAUAAUUAUUAUUUAGUGUGCAAAUUUAAACAGAUUUAAGCACCAUCAUUUGGUUUGGGAUAGUCUGACGUCAUAUUCAGAGGAAAAAUGAAAACAAUCGUUUCCGCUGCUACCGCUGCUGCUUUAUCAAGCAACACGAACAGUACCAGUGUUAACGCCGCACCGAUAGUACCCAAAACGGAGCCAGAAGCAAUUGGCACUGAAGAAUCGAUGGAAUUUCCAACACCCAAUAGCAAUUCAACAGUAAACGUGAAUAAACGUCCAGCAUUUUUGGACCUCAACAAAUCAGCGAAAAAUAAGCGGGUCAUAGCGCCUUUAUUGAUUGAUUCGCCUGAUAUGCAGGGAAAAACACUUAAUACACCAGACUUGGAGAAAAUCUUGCUGUCCAGCAAUCUGUUGCAAACCCCUCAGCCGGGUACAGUGUUCCCAACAAAAGUAGGACCAAUCACCUCGGAGCAGGAAGCAUUUGGCAAGGGAUUUGAGGAGGCACUGAAGAAUCUGCAUACCAGCAACAACACUCAAGCGUUUCUGGGUAACGCCAACCCAACUGCUGCUGUCAACAAUCCAACAACAGUGGCGAACACCAUGACAGCCGUUAACAAUGGCAUCAGUGGUGGUACAAUCAUCUACAACUCCGUGGAUCACUUUCCAGUUAUCAAGGAUGAGCCACAAAAUUCCGCUGCCUCGCCAACUGUCAGUCCCAUUGAUAUGGCUGACCAGGAGAAGAUCAAGCUGGAGCGCAAGCGUCAACGGAAUCGUGUUGCUGCCUCGAAAUGUCGCAAGCGUAAGCUGGAGCGCAUUUCAAAGCUGGAGGACCGUGUGAAAAUGCUAAAGGGCGAGAACACAGACUUGGGGGGAAUCGUGAAAAGUCUGAAGGAUCAUGUGGCACAGCUGAAGCAACAGGUUAUGGAGCACAUGGAAGCUGGCUGCACCGUUCAAGCGAUUCCCAAUUCGUCUUUGCUUACGGGCAAAUAACAUAGGGCUAUCACUGAGGAGACUGUGCAGCAGUAUAUGUCGAGCUUACUACCAGACGACAAUUUUACGGAAGCAGAGACAGAAGACCAGCAAGACCAGGAAAUUGAGGACACUAUCGAAACGGCCGUAGAUGAGGAAAGUGGUGAAGUGCUUCUAUCAGCUGUGGCCUUGGAGCAGGAAAUCUCACUAGAACUCUUGCUGAAUGCAUCAUCCACCACUUUCGAUUUGGAUACUCUACCAAACAAUCAUGUUGUGAUUGACGCAAUAGACCAACUGACGGACUGCAGUGAGUCCACGAGCUGAAUAACAACAUCAAUUUAGCUUGGAGUGCCUUUAAAUUAUAGAAAAUACCAAUAGAAAACAUUGCUUUCUGCUUAAGCCUUGAUUAUACUAAUGUGCAAUGCCUUAUUUGCUAAAGUUCUUUUAAUUGCUUUUGAAAAGUGAUUUUUAUUUAGUUCUAGAUGUACAUAAACGCAUAUAUGUACUUAUAUGUGUAGUUAUAAGAUCAAGUAUUAUUAUACGUGUUGAUUGUAAGAAAAUAUAUUUGCUACAAAUCUA
Molecule: messenger RNA, 1659 nt
Organism: Drosophila innubila
Lineage: Eukaryota; Metazoa; Arthropoda; Insecta; Diptera; Drosophilidae
Gene: Jra
Product: transcription factor AP-1
Exons: 3
Coding region: 214-1101 (295 amino acids)
Biological process (GO): regulation of cell population proliferation; regulation of transcription by RNA polymerase II; regulation of cell cycle
Cellular component (GO): transcription regulator complex
Molecular function (GO): DNA-binding transcription factor activity, RNA polymerase II-specific; RNA polymerase II cis-regulatory region sequence-specific DNA binding; transcription factor binding
Source: RefSeq, a predicted model, not a curated record